AGGAGGUGGGGCUGGCGCUGCAGCCGGAUCCGGAUCCGGUGCGGUGCAGCCCGGAGGGGGACUGCCGGGGGAGCGUCGACUGCUGGGCCACGGCAGACCUUACUGGAAAGAUGAAACCUGAUGAAACUCCUAUGUUUGACCCAAGUCUACUCAAAGAAGUGGACUGGAGUCAGAAUACAGCUACAUUUUCUCCAGCCAUUUCUCCAACACAUCCUGGAGAAGGCUUGGUUUUGAGACCUCUUUGUACUGCUGACUUAAACAGAGGUUUUUUUAAGGUAUUGGGUCAGCUGACAGAGACUGGAGUUGUCAACCCUGAGCAAUUUAUGAAAUCUUUUGAGCAUAUGAAGCAAUCUGGGGACUAUUAUGUCACAGUUGUGGAAGAUGUGACCCUAGGACAGAUUGUUGCUACAGCAACUCUGAUAAUAGAACAUAAGUUCAUCCAUUCCUGUGCUAAGAGAGGAAGAGUGGAAGACGUUGUUGUUAGUGAUGAAUGCAGAGGAAAGCAGCUUGGCAAAUUAUUAUUAUCGACUCUUACUUUGCUAAGCAAGAAACUGAACUGUUACAAGAUUACUCUUGAAUGUCUACCACAAAAUGUUGGUUUCUAUAAAAAGUUUGGAUAUACAGUGUCUGAAGAAAACUACAUGUGUCGGAGGUUCCUUAAGUAAAAAUCUCUUAAGAAAGAAUUGUCAAGGGAGAAAAUACUACAAGGCUUUACUCUUCCUAGAGUUACAACAUUUGUUGCUGCAACCCAAUGACCUCCAUAAAUACUGGACUAAAAAAACAUUGUAAUACAAGUUAUAAUGGCAUUAGAGAAUUACUUGGGGCUGUGAGUUUAGAUUACAAAUGAAUAUUAUAAAGGGGCUGAUUUUUAACCAAAGAAAUAUAUUUUUAACUUGAAUCUUUUCUUGCAUUGUAUUUUUCUAAAGUCUGGCUUCAUUCUUGGUAGUCAAAUGUAUGGGUAGUAAGGAGUUGUAUGUCUAUUUGUGCUGCUCAUUUAAAAAAAAAAGUAUAUGUUGAAUAAGGCUGUUUCUUAUGUUCAUAAAAUUAGGUAUUUUUAUUUCAAAGGAACAUUUAAAUACACAGGAGUGUAUCAUAUUAAUUAGAUGAAAUGAACUGUUAUAAAUAUACAUUUAUGCAUCUAACUUGUUGAUCCUACUGGCAAACAACCUGGGCAGCCUUUUUUAAAGAUACAGAAAAAAUGAAAAUUAACUUUAAAAAUGUGACAAAAUGCAAAGUAGAAUGAUUUAAAUGUUUUACUAAAAGUUGUAUAAUUGUAUGUAAAGUAUCAUCGUCUCAUCUAUCUAUCUAGCAAAUACAAUAGGGCAUCUAAGGUACUUUUAAACAGUGAGUGAAUAACUGUCUUUCUUUUCCUGGGCAUCUGAAGUCUCUCUUCUGAGUCAUUUUUAUGACAAAUAGAUCACAAAUUGAGAUAUUUAAAAAUGCAUGGUGCUGCAUUUGUCACACCCCUAGAAUGUUGACAGGAGCCUUUCUAUUCAGUGUGAUCACAGAGGCUCUAUUAUUCUGGUCACUGUCCUGGUUGAUUUUAUUUAUUUUAAUGAAUUUUUUUAAGUUGAAGAAUUAGGUACUUUAUUAAUGGUUCUAAUCUUUUGCAUUCCAUGUUAAAUUAAACAUGUUCAUAUGCAGAGUCUUCUGUCAGACUCCUGUCUGUACUCUUCUUGAGUCUUCCACUAAACUAUCAGGUUAAGUUAUGCUUCAUAACAUCUUAGUGCUGUGUACUCUUUGUAAAAUGAACGGAGAAAGGACCACAUAGUCCUCAUCUUUUUGAUUCUGACCACUUCAACUGGAUUUUAGAUUUUCUUCCAAUUCAGCUAAAGUUGGCUUUCCAAAACAAAAGAAAUGCUUUGCCAAUCAAGGGUGGAAUACCUACCUGCUGACAGCCUAGACACACAAACACAUGAACUUACCUGUCUGUAAUGAAAGCAACACAGUUAUUUUUUGUAUUUUCAGAGUAAGUCUUAAUAAGAAUUCUUGUAAUUAAAACCUGUGCUAA
Messenger RNA from Castor canadensis (American beaver), 2011 nucleotides. RefSeq names its product glucosamine-phosphate N-acetyltransferase 1 (gene Gnpnat1). NCBI's taxonomy places the organism in Eukaryota, Metazoa, Chordata, Mammalia, Rodentia, Castoridae. Gene Ontology annotation, molecular function: glucosamine 6-phosphate N-acetyltransferase activity. The record is from RefSeq and is a predicted model, not a curated record.